UAUAUAAACCCGGCAGAAUCUGGCUGAUCCGACCAGUGUGCCGCUCUGUCAAACGCUCCUUUCGCACACGCGCAACCAAAUGAGACGGCACAACUUGUCUGAGUUUUGACAGGACGGUGAGGAAGUCGGGAGCUGAUAGCUGGCUGCAAUACCUCUGCUUGGUGGAGGCUGCUCGCAGCGGGACGUGAUCUGUCAGCUCACACGGGAACAAGCGUGCCAAGAAAGGAAACUCAACUCAACUUAAUUUGAACUGGCUCUCAAACUUCUCCUGCAGACUAAAAAGGCCAAGCAAAUAUAAGACUCCAUCAGCUUUGAAAAGGAACUGAACACCACAAUGGGACUCCCUUCCCAUGUUUUGGCCUGUGCCAUCUUAGGUUUGCUGUACCAGCAUGCCAGCGGUGGGCUCAUCCAGCGAAUCAUCCGGCAGAAGCGGGAGACUGGGCUCAACGUGACCUUACCAGAGGAAAAUCAGCCCGUGGUUUUUAACCACGUCUACAACAUCAAGUUACCUGUUGGCUCCCUUUGCUCUGUGGACCUGGACACAGCAAGCGGGGACGCAGACCUAAAGGCAGAAAUUGAGCCCGUCAAGAAUUACGAGGAGCAUACGGUGAAUGAAGGGAACCAGAUCGUCUUCACGCAUCGCAUCAACAUUCCCCGCCGGGCCUGUGGCUGUGCGGCUGCCCCAGACAUCAAGGACCUGCUGAGCAGACUGGAGGAGCUGGAGGGGCUGGUAUCCUCCCUCCGGGAGCAGUGUGCCAGCGGAGCUGGAUGCUGUCCUAAUUCCCAGACAGCAGAAGGUCGCCUGGACACGGCCCCCUAUUGCAGUGGGCACGGCAACUACAGCACCGAGAUCUGCGGCUGUGUGUGUGAGCCAGGCUGGAAAGGCCCCAACUGCUCUGAACCAGCCUGCCCACGCAACUGCCUCAACCGCGGCCUCUGCGUGCGGGGCAAAUGCAUCUGCGAGGAAGGCUUCACCGGCGAGGACUGCAGCCAGGCUGCCUGCCCAUCUGACUGCAACGACCAAGGCAAGUGUGUGGAUGGGGUGUGCGUCUGCUUCGAGGGCUACACGGGCCCGGACUGCGGUGAGGAGCUCUGCCCCCACGGGUGUGGUAUUCAUGGGCGCUGUGUGGCUGGACGCUGUGUGUGCCACGAGGGUUUCACCGGUGAGGACUGCAGUGAGCCCCUGUGUCCCAACAACUGCCACAACCGUGGGCGCUGCGUGGACAACGAGUGCGUCUGCGACGAGGGCUACACAGGGGAGGACUGCGGCGAGCUGAUCUGCCCCAACGACUGCUUCGACCGCGGGCGCUGCGUCAAUGGGACCUGCUUCUGCGAGGAGGGCUACACAGGGGAGGACUGCGGCGAGCUGACCUGCCCCAACAACUGCAAUGGCAACGGGCGCUGCGAGAACGGGCUGUGUGUGUGCCAUGAGGGCUUCGUGGGGGAUGACUGCAGCCAGAAGAGAUGCCCGAAGGACUGCAAUAACCGCGGGCGCUGCGUGGAUGGGCGCUGCGUGUGCCACGAGGGGUACCUGGGGGAGGACUGUGGGGAGCUGCGGUGCCCCAACGACUGCCACAACCGCGGGCGCUGCGUCAACGGGCAGUGCGUGUGUGAUGAGGGGUUCAUUGGGGAGGACUGCGGAGAGCUGCGGUGCCCCAACGACUGCCACAACCGCGGGCGCUGCGUCAAUGGGCAGUGUGAGUGCCACGAGGGAUUCAUCGGGGAGGACUGCGGGGAGCUGCGGUGCCCCAACGACUGCAACAGCCGUGGGCGCUGCGUCAAUGGGCAGUGCGUGUGCGACGAGGGGUACACAGGGGAGGACUGCGGGGAGCUGCAGUGCCCCAGUGACUGCCACAACCGUGGGCGCUGCGUGGAGGGACGCUGCGUGUGUGACAACGGUUUCACCGGGGAGGACUGUGGGGAGCUGUCCUGUCCCAAUGACUGCCACCAGCGCGGGCGCUGCGUUGAUGGGCGCUGUGUGUGCCACGAGGGCUUCACUGGGGAAGACUGCCGGGAACGGUCCUGCCCCAACAACUGCAACAACGUGGGCCGCUGUGUCGAGGGACGGUGUGUCUGUGAGGAAGGUUACAUGGGGAUCGACUGUUCUGAUGUGUCUCCUCCAACGGAGCUGACUGUAACGAAUGUAACAGAUAAAACUGUAAAUCUGGAAUGGAAGCAUGAGAAUCUCGUCAAUGAGUACCUUGUCACCUAUGUCCCUACCAGCAGUGGUGGCUUAGAUCUACAGUUCACCGUACCAGGAAACCAGACAUCUGCCACUAUUCGUGAGCUGGAGCCGGGUGUGGAAUACUUCAUCCGUGUCUUUGCAAUCCUUAAAAACAAGAAAAGUAUUCCAGUCAGUGCCAGAGUAGCGACAUAUCUGCCUGCUCCAGAAGGUCUGAAAUUCAAAUCCGUUAGAGAAACAUCUGUCCAGGUGGAGUGGGAUCCUCUGAGCAUUUCCUUUGAUGGCUGGGAGCUGGUCUUUCGUAAUAUGAAAAAGGAUGAUAAUGGAGACAUAACCAGCAGCUUGAAAAGGCCAGAGACAUCAUAUAUGCAGCCAGGCUUGGCACCAGGACAGCAGUAUAACGUAUCCCUUCAUAUAGUGAAAAACAAUACCAGAGGACCAGGGCUAUCCCGUGUGAUAACCACAAAACUUGAUGCCCCUAGCCAGAUCGAGGCAAAAGAUGUCACAGACACUACAGCUCUGAUCACAUGGUCCAAACCCUUGGCUGAAAUUGAAGGCAUAGAGCUUACAUAUGGCCCCAAGGAUGUUCCAGGAGACAGGACUACCAUUGACCUCUCCGAGGAUGAAAACCAAUAUUCCAUUGGAAACCUGAGGCCACACACAGAAUAUGAAGUGACACUCAUCUCUCGGCGAGGGGACAUGGAAAGUGACCCUGCAAAAGAAGUCUUUGUCACAGACUUGGAUGCUCCACGAAACCUGAAGCGAGUGUCGCAGACAGACAACAGCAUUACUUUGGAGUGGAAGAACAGCCAUGCCAAUAUUGAUAAUUACCGAAUUAAGUUUGCUCCCAUUUCUGGUGGAGACCACACUGAGCUGACAGUGCCAAAGGGCAACCAAGCAACAACCAGAGCUACACUCACAGGUUUGAGACCUGGAACUGAAUAUGGCAUUGGAGUGACAGCAGUGAGACAGGACAGGGAAAGUGCUCCUGCUACCAUUAAUGCUGGCACUGAUCUUGAUAACCCCAAGGACUUGGAAGUCAGUGACCCCACUGAAACCACCCUGUCCCUUCGCUGGAGAAGACCAGUGGCCAAAUUUGAUCGUUACCGCCUCACUUACGUUAGCCCCUCUGGAAAGAAGAAUGAAGUGGAGAUCCCUGUGGACACCACCUCUUAUAUCUUGAGAGGAUUAGAUGCAGGGACAGAGUACACCAUCAGUCUGGUGGCAGAGAAAGGCAGAUACAAAAGCAAACCCACAACCAUCAAGGGUUCGACUGAGGAAGAACCUGAGCUUGGAAACUUAUCAGUGUCAGAGACUGGCUGGGAUGGUUUCCAGCUCACCUGGACAGCAGCCGACGGGGCCUACGAGAACUUUGUCAUUCAGGUGCAGGAGUCUGACAAUCCAGAAGAGACCUGGAACGUGACAGUCCCCAGCGGACAGCACUCUGUGAACAUUACAGGCCUCAAGGCCAACACACCUUAUAACGUCACACUUUACGGUGUGAUUCGAGGCUACAGAACCAAACCCCUUUAUGUUGAAACCACCACAGGAGCACACCCCGAAGUUGGUGAGCUAACCGUUUCCGACAUUACUCCUGAAAGCUUCAACCUUUCUUGGACGACCACCAAUGGGGACUUUGACGUCUUUACUAUUGAAAUUAUUGAUUCUAACAGGUUGCUGGAGCCCAUGGAGUUCAACGUCUCAGGCAAUUCAAGAACAGCUCAUAUCUCAGGGCUUUCCCCCAGCACUGAUUUUAUUGUCUACCUCUAUGGGAUCUCUCAUGGUUUCCGCACACAGGCAAUAAGUGCUGCGGCUACAACAGUAGAGGAACCUCUCCUUAGCAAACUCACUGUAUCAAAUGCUACCUCAGACUCCAUGUUGCUCAUGUGGGAAGCACAGGACAAUGCCUUUGACCAUUUUAUUCUAGAAGUCAGAAACUCUGACUCCCCUUUGGACUCACUGGUGCAAAUAGUGCCAGGGGCUUCCCGGCACUAUGUAGUCACCGGCCUCAAAGCUGCCACUAAUUACACUGUCCAGCUCCAUGGUGUAGUUGAUGGGCAAGGUGGUCAGACCUUGACAGCACUGGCAACCACAGAAGCUGAGCCACAGCUGGGCACGCUCACACUCACAAAUGUCACCCCCGACAGCUUCAACCUCUCGUGGACCACAAGAGAUGGGCCUUUUGCCAAGUUUAUCAUACAUGUUAGAGAUUCCUAUGCAGCACACGAACCCCAGGAGCUUACGGUGUCGGGAGGUGCUCGCAGCGCUCACAUCUCAGGCCUGCUAGAUUACACUGGCUAUGACAUUAACAUUAAGGGCACCACCGAUGCAGGUGUUCACACAGAGCCCCUCACUGCUUUUGUCAUGACAGAGGCCAUGCCCCCACUGGAAAACCUAACUGUCUCUGAUAUUAACCCUUAUGGGUUCACAGUGUCGUGGAUGGCAUCGGAGAAUGCCUUCGACAGCUUUCUUGUAGUCGUGGUGGACUCUGGCAAGCUGCUGGACCCACAGGAGUUCCUCCUUACGGGAGCCCAGCGGCAACUGAAGCUUAAAGGCCUUAUAACUGGCAUUGGCUAUGAGGUUAUGCUUUAUGGUUUUGCCAAGGGGCACCAAACAAAGCCCCUAAGCACUGUGGCUGUUACAGAGGCAGAACCCGAGGUCGACAACCUUCUGGUUUCAGAUGCUACCCCAGACGGCUUCCGUCUGUCCUGGACUGCAGAUGAUGGGGUUUUCGACAGUUUUGUUCUAAAAAUCAGGGAUACCAAAAGGAAAUCUGAUCCACUGGAACUCAUAGUACCAGGCCAUGAGCGCACCCACGAUAUAACAGGGCUGAAAGAGGGCACUGAGUAUGAAAUUGAGCUCUAUGGAGUUAGCAGUGGACGGCGCUCCCAACCCAUAAACUCAGUAGCAACCACAGUUGUGGGAUCUCCCAAGGGAAUCUCCUUCUCAGACAUCACAGAAAACUCUGCUACAGUCAGCUGGACCCCCCCCCGCAGCCGCGUGGAGAGCUACAGGGUCUCCUAUGUCCCCGUCACAGGCGGCACUCCCAAUGUUGUUACAGUCGAUGGAAGCAAGACAAGGACAAAGCUGGUGAAGUUAGUCCCGGGUGUAGACUACAAUGUUAAUAUCAUCUCUGUGAAAGGCUUUGAAGAAAGCGAACCCAUCUCUGGAAUUCUGAAAACAGCUCUGGACAGCCCAUCAGGACUGGUAGUGAUGAACAUUACAGACUCAGAGGCUCUGGCAACCUGGCAGCCUGCAAUUGCAGCUGUGGAUAAUUACGUUGUCUCCUACUCUUCUGAGGAUGAGCCAGAAGUCACACAGAUGGUAUCAGGAAACACAGUGGAGUAUGACCUGAACGGCCUUCGACCUGCGACGGAAUACACCCUGAGGGUCCAUGCUGUGAAGGAUGUACAGAAGAGCGAGACCCUCUCCACCCAGUUCACUACAGGACUCGAUGCUCCAAAAGAUUUAAGUGCUACCGAGGUUCAGUCAGAAACAGCUGUGAUAACAUGGAGGCCUCCGCGUGCUCCUGUCACUGAUUACCUCCUGAUCUACGAGUCCAUUGAUGGCAAAGUCAAGGAAGUCAUCUUAGACCCUGAGAUGACCUCUUACACCCUGACAGAGCUGAGCCCAUCCACUCAAUACACAGUGAAACUCCAGGCACUGAGCAGAUCUGUGAGGAGCAAAACGAUCCAGACCGUUUUCACCACAACUGGUCUUCUUUAUCCUUAUCCUAAAGACUGCUCCCAAGCUCUCCUGAAUGGAGAGGUCACCUCUGGGCUCUACACUAUUUAUCUGAAUGGAGACAGGACACAGCCUCUGCAAGUCUUCUGUGACAUGGCUGAAGAUGGAGGUGGAUGGAUUGUGUUCCUGAGGCGCCAAAAUGGAAAGGAAGAUUUCUACAGGAACUGGAAGAAUUACGUGGCUGGCUUUGGAGAUCCUAAGGAUGAAUUCUGGAUAGGUCUGGAGAACCUCCAUAAAAUCAGCUCUCAGGGGCAGUACGAGCUGCGUGUGGAUUUGAAAGACAGAGGUGAGACAGCCUACGCUGUGUACGACAGGUUCAGCGUUGGAGAUGCCAAGACCCGGUACCGGCUGAGGGUGGAUGGCUACAGUGGCACAGCAGGUGACUCCAUGACCUACCAUAAUGGAAGAUCCUUCUCCACUUUUGACAAGGACAAUGAUUCUGCUAUCACCAACUGUGCUUUGUCAUACAAGGGUGCUUUCUGGUACAAGAAUUGUCACCGAGUCAAUCUGAUGGGCAGAUAUGGUGACAACAACCACAGUCAGGGUGUUAACUGGUUCCACUGGAAGGGCCACGAAUACUCCAUCCAGUUUGCAGAGAUGAAGCUGAGACCCUCCAGCUUUCGAAAUCUGGAAGGAAGACGAAAGCGAGCAUAAAGCCUUGGGAUGGUGAAAGGGCUACAGGCGGGGCGACGUGGGGAGGGACAGAGAACGGGGGGCGUGGGGGGAUCUCUGGCAUCACUGGGGUGAUGGGGGUGAGGAGCUGGUAGUCGUACCAAAGCAUCGCAACCCUUGGCACAACAGCCCAAACAACGAGCCUUAUGUGUCCCAGCAAUUCCAGCAGAGCAGCUCCAGCUCUGCCCACCACUGAUGUCCUUCACGCCAAAGACAACGAUCUCAAGGGUUGUAUGCUGUUUUCUUCAUUUUUCUUUUCUCAGCCUCUGGGAUGAAGUUCUUCCACGAUCUGACUAUCUCUUGGGUGGCCCAGGGUAGGGGAGGGAGAACAGCUUUGUAUAUUGGUAGUUUGUUUUAGAACCAGCCAUAUUUUUUACAUAUCGUACACAGAAAUGUGUAUGAUUAAUUAUCAUUAUUAUUAUUAUUAGAUAUAAUUGAAAUCCUUUGGUCGUUGGAAAGCCUUUUUAUAUAUAUAUAUCAAGUACCACAAAGAAGAAGGGAAGGGGAGGGGGGCAGGGAAAGCAGUACAUUUUUAAA
This is a messenger RNA of Phasianus colchicus (ring-necked pheasant), 7135 nucleotides long. Lineage: Eukaryota; Metazoa; Chordata; Aves; Galliformes; Phasianidae. The record is from RefSeq and is a predicted model, not a curated record.